UGGCGCAUGGGUUGGUGUCAGACAGCACAUCUCCGUGCUGGAGCGGGGAGCGGGGAGCGGGGCAGAGCCGCGCAGCCCGGGGAGACCGCAGCAGCCCAGCCAUGGCACCCCGCAUCAGGCUGAGCCUUUCCAAGCCUCUCCCAACCAUUCGGGAAACCCACGAGGAAGCAAUGGAGGAGCCCAGCAGCAACCCCAAGUGUGCUGGGAGUGCUGCAGCCAGCCCAGACUCACACUCCAGUGAUGACUACAUCCAAUCCAUCUGCCACCUCGCCAGACCCACCUUCCCAGCCCUUCUGGAAAGCAGACGUAAGGGUAAGGACAGAAAGACCCUGAAGACCCUUGAGGAUGUGUCAGGUUCUCCAUCGCUUGUGGGGAUGCAGCAGGAAAGGUCAAAAUGUAAAUUGACCAAUUUCAUCUCUAGUGUGGUGCCACUGGGAAAAGUCCCACCUGCAGAAAGCGACUUUUGGUCCAGAGAGGAUCCCCUGGAACAAAUUUACACCAAUGCAGGAAAUCUUUGCUCCUCCAAGGCUUUUUCCAAUGGUGAAAGUGCCAGCACUGGUUACUCAGAGUGCAACUCUUCUGCCCCAAAUGGUGACCUUCAUCCCACAAACCUGGAAGAAAAAAGCACAGGGAAAACCAGUUUUCCACGAGUGUUCAGUUUUCCAAGGCUUCCCUCCCCAAGGCCAGUUCAGAAAGAAGCAGUAUGCUCAGAGAUGAGAUAUCUCAGAAGGGAUGAGGGAACAGUUUUAGGGAAUAACCACAGCCAGAAAGAAAAUGGUCCCAUGUUUGUUAACUCUGAAGAGCAAUUAGCACCCUCAGCCAGAGAGAAGGUGGCAGGAAACCCAGCCCUGCCCUGCUUUGUAGGAAAGCAGAAUUUGCUCAAUACAGCAGGCAUAGAUGAAAAAGAAGGAAGAAAAACUUCUCAGUGCCACAAAAAUGUCAUGGGUGAUGUUCCCACUAAGCAGAGAUACUUCCAGUCUUUCCAGGUACCUAAAAAAGCCACCAUCCAUAACUGGAUUUCAGAGCACAGAUGCAUCUGGAAAGAAGCAAAGAUAAAAGCUUGUUUGCUCCCAGCCAUUGCUGAAGUGUGAAGAAGUAGCUGCUCAGAAUAAUUUUAUUCACAAGAUGUAACCAACCCUGUGCUCUAGCAGCUCUCCCUGGAGUCCUCACACAGAAAACAUGGCUUGAACAUGCAUGCGAGUCAGGCAGACUCUUGUGAUCCAUCAUAUCCCUCAUCCGUGGGCAAAGGGACAAUUCAGGGUCUCAUCUGCUAAGGAAACAGCAAUCAGUUCUCAUUUUGGAAAGGCAACAGUUCAUGAAGCAUUUCCUCCCACCUACUGCCUAGAACUGCCCUGAGCAUGAAGAAGAGCUGGAGAGAGCUGGAGAGAACACAAAUCCCAUCUGUGCUGGAGAAGAAGUGGGAACACUGAAGUCCCAGUGCCAAGCAGGCAGAUGUUGCUGACACUAGAGCACAGCUAUCCAGAAAGGAGCCCUUUGCCCAAGGCUCGGACAGUAGGAAAUGCACUCCCUGACACACACAUUUACUGGGAGACCCAUCACAGAUCCCUGCCUCAGCACCAGGAUCCCAGGAGAGGUCACCCACUAGAGCAGCAGCAUAAAGAAUUAUCUCUUAAAAAUCAUAAGAAGUGUUUUAUGAGGAUUUGCUGGAGGGAAAGGUGGAAAAUAUUACAACUCCUUGGGUGGGGAUUUUCCUGGUGCUUACCCUGUCCCAACUGUGUUCCCUUUACUCCUGGACUCAGCCCUGUCAGGAGGAGAGCUUGGCGCCCUGGUGGGCUUUGCUGUGCUGGGCUGUGGCUGCUGUGGAGCCAGCUGUAAGCAGGCAUCGUGUGGGACUCUGCACUGCCACAGCCAGGCUGCUCACCACGGGCACCCACGGGCUUUGCUGCUCAGGCGUGGGGCCCAGGAGCCCACACAGAGCUCAGCAGGCUCAGAAGAGCAGCCCUGGCUGAGGGGCAGCCCAGGGAUGCUGGGCUGCUGCUGAUAGAACCUGAAUGUAAAAUAAUAACUUGUGUUUCCCUUCAUACCUGUGCUCCUGUGUUCUCACCCAGCUGACCAUGCUGAUGGUGUUGACUGAGCUUUGCUUCGUGCUGCAAGACUGAGACAUGGAAAAAGCAAAUGUGCAUGUCCCAACCCCCCAGCACACAGCACUACAAACAGUUCGUGCUGAUGGAAUUGCUACCUGGGAUGUCUGCAGGACAAGAAGCAUUCCCACAGGGCUGGGAGGCCCUGGCAUGGGGCAGUGGGCACAUCCCCUCACUGCCACAGAGACUUCUCCAUCAGAGGAGCUGCCAUUGGCACUUUCUCCUGCAGUCACAGCAACCUCACCCACCUGUGUCUGGUGUCACACUCUGAUGUCACACUCUGGAGUCACACUCUGGUGUCACACUCUCUGCAGCCAGUCAGGAGAUGUAGCUGAGCAAACUGCAAAGCAAUACCAGCCUGAUUAUUACUAGGAAUAAAUGUUUUGGCACAGUGGAGAGCAGAGGGACCAGGCUGUUUGCUCAACAGCAGCUAAGAUGAAAAACAGCAUUGGAAAGCUGCAAUUAUAAAAAUGCUCACAAGUGAUUUCCAAACCACCCUCAAGCAGAUUAAGUGAAAAAGCAAUUUCUACUCAGCACCAACAUGAGUGUAAAUAUGCUCAAGGAUCAAAAGGUGAGAGUGUUUGAGCUUCUCAUCUUCACAUCUCUUACCUCAAAUAUUUUUUUCUCCUGUUGAAACUCAUUAGUGCUAUGGAACUGAGCUGCUUCUCAGCUCUGUUUUUGAACUAACCACACCGCAAGAAUGGAAGUGAAGGUGGCUCCAGCACUCAUUAAAGCUGAUGGAGAAAGUUGAACCCAGGAGGUCCCAGCCUGCUCUGCCUCCUCCACACCUGUCCCUCCCUUCUCAGGUAAAUGCUGGGGUUUAAGCAAUGCUUGUCCUCACUGCUCUGCUGUCAUUUAAAUUCCUCCCCAUGUGAAUAUUUAUGACUCUAAUGCCUAACAAGUCUUGUGCCAACUGCAUGUAUCACUGCUUUUGACAGAGGAAACAAAUAAAAUCCUUCCAUCCA
Zonotrichia albicollis (white-throated sparrow) is the source of this 3067-nucleotide messenger RNA. RefSeq lists its product as uncharacterized. The record is from RefSeq and is a predicted model, not a curated record. Gene Ontology annotation, cellular component: mitochondrion. Lineage: Eukaryota; Metazoa; Chordata; Aves; Passeriformes; Passerellidae. Gene Ontology annotation, biological process: regulation of autophagy.